Messenger RNA from Cercocebus atys (sooty mangabey), 802 nucleotides. It is a transcript of the gene ANKRD13C-DT, whose product is annotated as HERV-H LTR-associating 3. The record is from RefSeq and is a predicted model, not a curated record. Lineage: Eukaryota; Metazoa; Chordata; Mammalia; Primates; Cercopithecidae.
AUCACUAGGCGCCGGCGCCUCCCAGGGAGCGUGUUUCCGCCCCGAGCUGGAGUUUCCCAGCUGCCAGCCGACCUCGAGACCGCACUCCCACCAACCGCGCUUUUUGUGGGCGGUCUGAAGCCACAGCCUGCGUUGGAUAUGUUCGGUGCAUGUUAUAAACAACCACUUAAACCCUCCGGAUCUACGCCUACCGCAGAGGAAUGCAGAAUGACGCCACGGCACGCAGGAUGUGAUGUCGCCGAGAUGCACAGAAUACUCGUUCAAUCAACAUUUACUGAGCAUCUACUUCGUGCCAUCACCGAGCUAGCAAAUAUGUAGAGCACCAGUCCUGAUUGCAAGGAGCACUAUACAAGAGGAAUGACAGCCAAACAAUUAAAAGAGGAGGCGGGGUUGCACGCAAAAAAGGGAGGGGCGAAUUUUUGUGUUGAGUUGUCAGGAAACUCAUAGAAGAGUUUAGGGGCUGACUUUGGAAAAUGAUGGGCUGUCCAGCAAACGGAAAGAGGGGAGGCCACUCAAAUAUGUAUUCGAUGAAUGAAUUUCGGGCAGAUGUCAGAGUUAACAUGAGGGUGGAGACACUCAAGGAGCGCAAAUAAUCGUGUAACUGAAAUAUAAUUGUAUUAGUUCAUGGCCAACCUCAACCUAGUGUCAAACUCUGAAGAAACGUGAAUCUGCCAACCAUAAAACUGUAACAAAGUAACUAAAGCUGGCCACUGAGGAGGUAAGGAUGGGGGUUAGCAAAACAUCCUAAAGAUCUUAACCCAUUUAGCUCUCCAAAGUUCCCCUAUAUUCUGACAGCAAAUAC